AUGGGGCCUGCCCCCAUUCUGUUUAAACCCGAAGCUGACGAGACCCUGGGCAUAUACCUCUCUGUCUCCGUCUGUUCAAUCCGUUCGGUCCUCACCCGAGAGGCUGACACUGUUCAGCAGGCACCUGACGGGACCGAGGUGGAAUAUGCUCUUCACUUCCAGUUUAAAACUACGAAUAACGAGGCAGAGUACGAGGCUCUGCUCACAGGGCUCUGCCUUGCCCAAGACCUCUACGCCAGAGAAAUCAGCGCACAUAGUAAUUCCAUGCUCAUCGUCAACCAGAUCAACGAUACCUACCAAGUCAAAAGUAAGAAUAUGUGUCAGUACGUAAAAGAAGCACAACGCCUAGCAUCACUCUUCACCCGCUUCACCAUCUCCCAAAUUCCACGACGCCAAAACGGCCGAGCUGACGCCCUCGCCAAACUAGCCUCGACCCUCGACGGGGGGAUCAAACGGGUUAUCCCGAUUGAGUACCUCACCAAACCUACCAUCACCGACACGCCCGACAAGACGAUGACAGUAGGGAUCGACGCCAACUGGAUGACCCCUAUCUAUGAAUAUCUUGCCGACGGGACUUUACCUAUCGACAUCGACACAGCCUGUAGGCUACAGCUCCAGUCCGGCCGGUAUACCAUCAUCAAUAAACAACUCUAUAAGCGAGGCUUUUCCUUGCCCUAUCUACGAUAUGUAACUCUCGAAGAUGGACACGAGAUACUCCGAGAAGUACAUGAGGGUGUCUGCAGAGACCACUCCGCCUCUCGGGCAAUGGCAUCUAAAAUCCUACAUCGAGGCUAUUAUUGGCCCUCACUGAGAACUGACACCCUCCUUGUCACUCGCAAGUGCCAACAUUGUCUGUUAUUUUCUAACAUCAUACAUCAACCCCCCGAGCCACUCACAACCAUGGCUAGCCCGUGGCCCUUCACCCAGUGGGGCCUGGACCUGAUUCGGCCCAUGCCCGAAGGAAAUGGACUGACAAAAUUAGCCAUCAUAGCAGUCGACUACUUCACCAAAUGGGCCGAGGCCGAACCACUUGCCACUAUCAUCGAGGCCCGUGCCCGUGCGCAUCCACAGGCUAAUGGCCAAGUCGAGGCCGUCAACAAAAUCAUCAAAUGCACUCUAAAAAAGAAGCUUGGCGACAAAAAAGGUGACUGGGCCGAGCUCAUUCCCCAAGUUCUGUGGGCCUAUUGCACCACCCAACGCUCCUCAGCGGGCGAGACCCCCUUCUCUCUAGCCUUCGAUUCCGAGGUAGUUAUACCAGUCGAAAUUGACCUACCAACCUAUCGUGUGACACAUUUUGAUCCUGAGCAGAAUGCCGAGUUGUGUAACCUUGACCUCGACCUGGUAGAGGGCCAGAGGUUUCACGAUGAAAUAACGCUCGCCACAUACCAGCAACAAGCGGCGCGAUACUACAAUAAGAAAGUCCGACCUCGGACCUUCCGCCCCGGGGACCUUGUCCUACGUACCGUACUACUCAUCACCUGA
Prunus persica (peach) is the source of this 1482-nucleotide messenger RNA. RefSeq lists its product as uncharacterized. The record is from RefSeq and is a predicted model, not a curated record. NCBI's taxonomy places the organism in Eukaryota, Viridiplantae, Streptophyta, Magnoliopsida, Rosales, Rosaceae. The coding region runs from base 1 to 1482 and encodes 493 amino acids. Gene Ontology annotation, molecular function: RNA-DNA hybrid ribonuclease activity; nucleic acid binding. The transcript is spliced from 3 exons.